GCUCAUCCAGGGCUGUGGAGAAUGAGCUGCCUUCAGUUGUUGCAGGCAGCGUGGAUCUGGAUUGAAGGGAAUAGAUGCUAGACAGAGAAGUAAAGGGGAUGGGUAAGAAAACAGCAGAACUGCUACACUAGUACAAGGCAUUAUUUCUCCUAUGUCAGGAAAUACCAGCUGCUGUACACCUUGCAUUGUAUAAUAAGCCAGGAUCUUUUUCUUACUGGAGUUAAGCACUAAAUUCCUGAAGGACACCUGAAUCUACACCUGUAACAUCUGGAUUGCAUUUCAUUUCACUGCUCCGCCUCGUGUCUUAAUAUAAGUUAAUGCUGAUUGCACAGAAGUUUGUUUGGAGAUAUCUUUUGUCGGUCCCCAGGCAGUUAUCAUAGUGAAGAUUGCAACAAAUUAUGAACAAAUUAUGAAUAUCUGACCUUUGUGUAUACCUUGGGGAACAGCAAUGAAGGCACUCUCUAGGGAAACACUAGGGAUGGAGUUAACUGCCUCGUGCAUUCUGUGCCUGUUUCUGUCUCGCUUCAUAACCACAGAGACUAAAGAAAUCGCCUGCAUGCCUGGCUGCCAUCCAGUAAAUGGGUUUUGUGAAAGUCAAGGAGAAUGCAGGUGUCGUACCGGCUGGAAAGGACAAUUCUGUGAUCAAUGUAUCCCAUUUCCUGCUUGUAUGCAUGGGAGCUGUACAAAACCAUGGCAGUGCAUCUGUGAAGAAGGAUGGGUUGGAAGCCUCUGUGAUAUAGAUGUUCACCCGUGUGCAGCCAAGCCCUGCUCCAGCAACUCUACCUGCAUCGAAACGGGGGAUGGUGGAUACAUUUGCUUGUGCUCUCUGGGGUAUACAGGAAAAAACUGUCUUCUUAAAAAGGGACCCUGCAGUACAAAUGGAUCUCCCUGUCAGAAUGGAGGCAAAUGCACAGACAACAAUGGCUUUGCAUCGUAUGCCUCUUGUCAGUGUCCCCCUGGUUUUAUUGGUAAUUAUUGUGAAAUACAAAUAGAUAUUGACGAUUGCAACCCCAAUCCUUGCAGAAAUGGUGGAAGCUGCACAGACAUUGGAUCAGGAUUUCACUGUCAUUGCCCUUUGGGGUUUUCUGGGCAGUUCUGUAAUGAUCUCACCCCACUGUGCAGUAGCAAUCCAUGUGCAAACGGUGGGACGUGUUAUCAGAUAGGAGAGAAAUUCCAGUGUUUUUGUCAGCCCAAAUAUACAGGAACUACUUGCUCUUUUCCCCAUAGAAACAUGAGCUUACACCUAUAUGAGAGAAGAAAUAGUCUGCCUUCAUAUCAUAAAUCUCCACAACAUGAAGUACUUAAAAUUACAGUCAAAGAGACUAUUCAAAAUGUGGACCCACUCCUUAACAAAAGUCAGGUUAUCUGUUUUAUUGUGUUAGGGCUACUGACCUGUCUCAUUGUCCUCAUUACCACGGGGAUUGUGUUCUUUUCUAAGUGCGAGACAUGGUUUGCCAAUGCCAAAUAUAGCCGUCUUUUAAGAAAGAAAAAGAACAUUUACAUGCAAAGAAGUCGAGGAGAGGACCGUGAUGUCAAAAUAAUAUUCCCAGAAGGAGUUAAGUUUGAAGACUGCUGCAGGGAUUAUGCUUCUACAUAAACAUGAGAAACAAACGACUUUGUUAGUGUCCAGUCUAAGUCCCCAGUGUGUGCUGCUGGCAGAAGAUUUAGGCUGCAGGUCAUCAGAAGAUGGAACCCUGAGGCUGAACAUCUCUCAGUUACAUAACAUAAUAUUGACAUCCCCAGCCCAGCAUCCAUUUUAGUGUGUGCAAUUUGUUCUCAAAAGCUAAACAGAUCCUACUCUUUAGAGAGGCACUUUGUUGGAUCUGAGAAACUAUAAGCUUCCUUUCAUUGGCUCCUCUACACCAAGGAUACCUUCUAGUAUCUUCUGAUGUUAGUCUGUGGGUUCUUUGCUACAAUCUACUUUGCUUUGAUUUUGGAGAGUUCUUCUCAGCUGGACCAAUCCUUUACUCACAUUCUUCAACAUGUAGAAAUGGAAUGGUCUCCAAGCAGUUAGACAUAACCUGUUCCUUUUUAUAGGGCCGCUAAAGUUUUCCUUUUGGCUUAUUGUUUGUUUAAGGUGAAAAGGUCAACACAAUGAAUAAAAUAUUUAUAAAGUGUUUACUAUAGGCUGAAUAUAAAAUCAAGGGAUCUAUAGUGCCCUGCUUUAUUUUGUACUGUUUUUAAGAUAAAACCACCCAAUUUUCUUGCUGCAUCACUGAUUAUCACGGUUUCCUUUUCUGAAAGUAUUUGUACACUAGCCAUAGAUCAAAAUGUUGCAUUUUGGAAGAAACCCAAAAUAUACUAUGUGCAUGUAGUAGGGUUAAGAUGGUUGUUUUCAAACUGUAUGGAGGGCCCAUAUCAACCAUCUGGAGUCUCAGCAAGGUGUGGACAAACCAUAUGUCAAUAAGAAGGGAAGGCUCUCAAAGGCAAAUAGGUUUAUAAUUUUUUCACCUUUAAAUGUUGAUGGUGUUGUUGGUGUAAUUCACCUUUUUGGGUUUCUUUCUUUCAUAUAGACAUACAAUUUGUCCAUUACCCUAGUGAAGGAUCAGAGUGAUACACCCAGACCCUCCAUCGAGUUUCAACACAUUCUUGGAUCACUUCUAUAACUUUCUACUUGGUUGUUUAUUUUCAAUCAAACCCCUCAUUAUGGAACCUUAGGAAAAACUGUCAAUCAUUUUGAGACAUUUUCUGUGAACAAGUAUUAGAAAAUGGCAUGACCAACAUCUAACCCAUACAUCAAAGUUAUUUAGCAAUCUUUUAGCUGGUAAGUCCACUAACUCAGCUGGUUCAGUGUGGUCCAUCCCCUUGUGAGAACUGACUCAUUUGUGGCCAGAUUAGCAGUAAACAGAGUACUUACUGUAAAUUAUUGAUAUAAGCAAGCAAAUGGCAGGGGAGAUGGGAGAAAUAUCUGUCUGGGGUGGCUACCAAAAGAAAACUCUACACUGGAGAAUAUAAAAUAAUAUAAGAAUUUAUAGCACUUGGUCUUCUUUCAGGGAGAUGAAGGCCCCUAAACCUUCAUUAUUCUUAGCAUUUUCUUCCUCUAAAUCUGUCAGUGAUUCAGCAACCAAGUUUACCAAUUGUUUUAAAAGAAAUAACAAGACACUUUUAUUGAAAUCAUUUUUUUAGAACAUCUUCAUGAUAUAAAAGCACUGACAAAGUAUGUGACUGAUGCCAGUGGUUUCUACUAAAACAAAAAAGAGACAUUUAUAAAUCUUAUGUUACAGAGAACUGCACAUUUAACAUGCACAUCUAUGAAUUCUUCAACAUGCUGGUUUAAGUAAGAAAAAGCCUUUUAUUUGAUAGAGACAUUGCAAUCAGAGGAUUAUUAAUAUUGUCUUUAAUUUCUAUGCACCAUUACCAGUGUUUUGUGGCAGUAAUACCAUUGGCCAAAAGAAAGGCUGAGAUUCAUUGUGUUAAUUCAUUAAGUGCUAUUGCCUCAUAUAUUUAUCUGAAGUAAAAUGUAUUUGUGAUAUCUAGAUAUUGUGCUGAUGUACAGUGCCAAUGUCAUAGUGCUGUUGCAUAUAGUUACAAAAAUCUAUGAGUUUUCUGACUUGUUUCACAAAAAUCUACCUAUAUAUUAAUAUACAUUAAUAUGUUUGUAUUAUACAGAUACAGAGACACAUUAUUAUGAGCUGAUCUUGAGUACCAGGAAAUUAACAGCCCCUAAUAUGUACUCUAUCCCCAGAGCAAAACAGAAUAUUUGAGUGGCCAAUAUCUCCCUACGGUAGAUGUAUAUAUAUAUUGAGAGACAACGUGCCAUCUAUAGUAAAAUACAAGGCUAUGAUUGCAUAAAGACAUGAUGCCCUGGCACUAUGAGGUUCCUAUUUUUUAAGCACCACUGCCAUAAAUUCUAUAAUCUGUGGCACAUAAAGAUUUAUAGUAUGGGUCACAGUGAUAUGGGUCUCAGUUAUAAGACUGAGAUGACAAUAUAUUUUUGUAAACAGGACCAGCCUUUCAGUUGCCAGUGAACUAAUAGAUAGAAUGGGUCAAUUGGAGCUGGGGUAACAGCUAAAGGGAUGCAACUCUUUGCCACUUUUGCCUCCCAAAAAAUUGUUGGCAAAUGGGACAGUCUUCUUGAAUGGUUAAUAUUGGUUUGUAAUUGAUAGUCAAUGAAAACUAAAAAUAAAAUCUGAAUCAGCUGCAUGGCAGAAAAUCUUGUGCCUCAAUUGCAAAUAAAGAUAUAAAGACAUCCUAUUGUAUUCACUUUCUGAGAUUUCUCUAUAUGAUUAAAGCCUCCCAUCUGAAUUUUUAAAUAAUGAUUAGAUCUGGGUCAUCUUAGCUACAGUCAGUUUUUCUCUGAUAACAGAGGAAUAAUUACAUUUUUUUUUAAUCUACAUAAUAAUGAAACUGUAGCUUGUACUUGAUCCUUGAACUAAGCUGCAUAAGAAUGCAUAUUGGUGGCAAAGCAAUCCUAUUAGGUUUAUUUAAUAUUUAAAUGACGUUUAGCUGACUAAGGGGUCAUUUAUUCCAGUUUGAUAUUUUUUCAGGAUUCAAGUGUUUUAGAGCUUAAACUUGCACAAUUCAAAUUAUGAAUAAAAAAAAUGAAUGUCUGAAAGAUCCAAAAAUGUAAAUUUAAAACUUCGGCAUCUAAAAGCUUGCAAGUUCAUGUAAAGAAUGGGAGAUGUCCUAGCCAAAGCCAAAUCAUAUUUUUAAUUUGAGAUUUUUGAGAUUUUCUAUUUUUAUUCAAGUUUGUAAUCUCGCAAAUUCGAGAUAUUAAAGUGGUUUUAUUUGAACAAGUUUUCCUUAUUAAUAAAUAAGCAAGCAUUUGAUAUGCACGUUUAUUGGAAUUAAAAAAACUUCAAAUUCAAAAGGUCAAAAAUUGAUAAAUAAGCCCAUUAAGGUAUGGUGAUCCAAAUUACAGAAAGAUAAAAUAAUGGUCCCAAGAAUUUCCAAUAAUAGAUCCUAUAUCUGUAUUUAUUAAUAUAUACACGAUAAAAGUAUCAAGAUCAUCUGAUAUGUAUAGGAUAUUAUGGGGAAUAAUAUGUAUUUCUAUGUUAAGCUCCUGUCAAUGUUUUCUGAAGAAAAGGCUUGCAGGACCCAGUAAUACAAUGAAAGAAACUGACCUUAAGUUUUAUUGCAAAAAUAUUUUUAUGUACAACUAAUAAAUCAAAGAUUUUAUCUGAAUGUAAAGUCUUUCAUAGAGUAUGGCUAAGGAAUUUUUUUUAAUAAAAGGUGGAUUAAAUACAACCGU
Molecule: messenger RNA, 5191 nt
Organism: Xenopus tropicalis (tropical clawed frog)
Lineage: Eukaryota; Metazoa; Chordata; Amphibia; Anura; Pipidae
Gene: dlk1
Product: delta-like 1 homolog
Exons: 6
Coding region: 449-1597 (382 amino acids)
Cellular component (GO): membrane; cytoplasm
Molecular function (GO): calcium ion binding
Source: RefSeq, a predicted model, not a curated record